AUGAAUCUAUGCGACACCUACAAAAUUAUACUGCUAUUCAUAUUAAUUGGAUAUGUGAAAUGUGCAGAUAAACCUGGAGAUCAAUCAAAUAACGAGAAUAAUAGUUCAGAAUCAUAUAGUGAUACUGAAAGUGAUGAAGAAGAUAAUUUUGAUGUAACUGAAACUACUGGGCAAACUCAGGCACAUCCACCGGAAGAAAAAAAAGAAACUAAACCUGUUAAACCAGAAAGUAUAUGUAAUUCACUAAUUUUUAUGAAGAAAAAUGAAGAAGGUAUUAUUGUCCCCAUGGAUGAAGGAGAGUAUAAACAAAUAUUUGAGGAUCCAUAUAAAAAAAAAUAUUUAUUUCAAAAAAAUCUUGAAAUGAUACUUUGUGAUUAUAAAGUUAUUUAUGAACAAAUACCGGGAAAACCUUAUACCUCAUCUUUAACACAUUUUAAAAAUGAAAACACGUUUAUAAUUCGACGUGAGGGUGAAUUUAUAUUUAUUAUCUGCCAAAGAAAAAAAUGGGUAAUAUUCUCACGCAAACGUUCCGGGUUUAUCAAACUUUACAGCCAAAAUUCUAAAGGUAAUUACGAUGAGCUGGGCGAUGAUUCCUAUCAAGUUAGGCUUAGUAGAAAUGGAACAUUAAGGUAUGAAUUUAACGAGAAUGUUAAGUGUACAAAAAUUAUGGCUAAACAAACAGUAGUUUGGGAGAAAAAAGCUGAUGACCCCUGUCCAUUGCAGGUUAACAUUAAUUUAAAAGGUGAUAUUGUUCUUUAUUAUAGUAAAUAUUAUAUUAUAUUUACUAAAAACAAUAAAAAUCCUAAGUAUUUAUACAAAAAACCAAGAAAAAAAAGGCGUAAAAUUAGACGACAUAACAAAUAAACAUCCAU
Messenger RNA from Theileria parva strain Muguga, 872 nucleotides. Its product is annotated as SVSP family protein. The transcript has a single exon. The record is from RefSeq and is a predicted model, not a curated record. Bases 1 to 864 code for a protein of 287 amino acids. Lineage: Eukaryota; Apicomplexa; Aconoidasida; Piroplasmida; Theileriidae.